UAGUAUAAGUAAUGUUUGGAUGAUAUUAAUUAUAUGUAUGUGUAAUAAACUAGCGUGGUUGUAACAAAGAGAUGGCCGAGACCUGGCAAUGUACAAUAACGGGUCAAGUUAAAUGAUCAAAGCCAACGACUUGUUGUGUAAAAGUGGAGAAGGAGAAAUAUAUUUCUCGACGACCGGUAACACUAUCGCUGACUUUGCAGUUCUUCAACAGUCUUUUCCAGGUACUCUAACGCACAACUGAGUUCGCGCGUUUUUGCUUCAACUUAAAGAUAAUUGCUUGCUUUUAUAUAAAUAAAUGAUGUUUUAUUAUCGCUCAUUUGUUUUUAAUCACAAAAUAUAAAAGUGGUUGCUUUAAAGGCUUGUAAAUUAAUUGUUGUGACUAAUAAAGUGUUUUUAAAGAUUGACAUACAAAAAAAUAAAUUACUCAAGAAACAUUUUUUUUUUUAAGUUUACAAUUAGUACAAAUUUAACAAAACAUAUUAUUUUCAAAAAUGGAUCUCAUAAAAUUAAAAACUACGGGAAGAUACGAAGCAACUUUGGAAAAAGUUACCAAAUCCGAACCUUUGAAAAUUGGCGAAGUAGUUUUUCAAUUGGAACCACAUCCUCUCGAUAGGAAAAUGAUUGAAAAAGCUCGAACUGAAUUAAAUGAAACAGUUGACGUCGUUACCAAGGCCCUUGAAGAAAUAAGAGACUUGUUAAAAGGAGAACCUGAACUUUAUGUUCCUGAUGAUGAUUAUUUUUUUGCAAAAUUUUUGCGACCAUGUAAAUGGAGUGCGAAACCUGCAUUUGAACUGAUGAAACGCUUCUACCGCUAUCGAGCAACGCACCCUCGUUAUUGUGAUAAUCUAACGCCCAUUGUUGAUCGUCAAAUAUUUAUAUCAGGAGUGAUAACACCUCUUCCAUCACGUACCAAUGAUGGCUGUCGAUUAGUUUUAAUAGAAGGUGGUUCUAAAUGGAAGCCCAAAGAAGUUUCAUUAGAUCAAAUUUUUCGAGGAGUCAUGCUGCUGCUUGAUGCCGCUAUUGUUGAGCCUGCGACUCAGGUCAAUGGAGUUCAUGUUAUUUUGGACAUGGCCGGAUUAUCUUUAACCCACGUAACUUACUUUACGCCAAGUUUUGCCAGUGCAGUCCUUGAGUGGGUUCAAAAAUGUCUUCCUGUUCGAUUAAAAGGUGUACACAUAGUUAAUCAACCUUUCAUUUUCAACAUGGUUUUUGCUGUUUUCAAGCCUUUCUUAAUGGAAAAAUUACGCAAAAGAAUUCAUUUCCACGGUACGGACAAGGCAUCAUUGACAAAAAUAAUUGAUCGAAAAGCUUUGCCUACGAGGUAUGGUGGAGACUUAGAAUUACCGACGGAAUCAAUCGGUCAUGCUUUUUGGGAAUAUUUUUGUAAUUUUAGAGAAGAAUUUGAAGAGGCAGCUAAGCUUGGUUAUCGCAAGAAAAAGUAAUUAAGUUGAAAAGUUGGUUACGUUUUAAGAUGCACUUUCAUG
Cotesia glomerata is the source of this 1484-nucleotide messenger RNA. Its product is annotated as alpha-tocopherol transfer protein-like. Bases 492 to 1442 code for a protein of 316 amino acids. Gene Ontology annotation, cellular component: membrane. The record is from RefSeq and is a predicted model, not a curated record. Lineage: Eukaryota; Metazoa; Arthropoda; Insecta; Hymenoptera; Braconidae. Gene Ontology annotation, molecular function: phosphatidylinositol bisphosphate binding. The transcript has 6 exons.